This is a messenger RNA of Coregonus sp. 'balchen', 15761 nucleotides long. The record is from the annotation of a GenBank genome assembly. NCBI's taxonomy places the organism in Eukaryota, Metazoa, Chordata, Actinopteri, Salmoniformes, Salmonidae.
AUGGUGAUCCUGAUGAUCAUAUCACUGGUCAUCCUGUCUGUCAUCAUGCUCACUCCUGGUAAGAGGAAAACAAGCUAUGCUCAGAGACAGAUGAGACUACAGUCUCUGGGUCUCCCAAUACCCCCACUAGCACAGGCCUACUACUUAAUACUAUCAGUCCCAAGCCAAAUCAGCCUAUCAGUCGGGUUUUGUCACUAAUUUCAUGUAUCUGCUUGGCAAGCCCUCAUAUUUAGCCUUACAUUGAAGUGCUUUACUAUUUGCUUUUCAGGACAACCAGUAGAAUGAAAAACGAUUUGACAUAAAAGUUACAUUCAUGAGGUUAACUUAUGCCACUACAAAAAUGAGAUCCACCAAACAAAAACCUGAUUUAAAAAAAGAGGCAUUUAUAAGAAUAAUGUAAGUACAGGACAUUUUGUCUCAGUGGGAAAUUAAUAUUCAAAAAGUCAGUGACAACUGUGUUCAAUUUGGAGUUUGUGAGAGCAACUACAUGAGUCUAUUACAGUAUUAUAUGCACUAUUUCCUGGGCAAAAAUGGAUGAAAUUGACCGUUAUAUCCACAAAACAUCACCCAUUGUCUUAUACCCAUGUCUGUGAUCUGUCUUUCAUUGUUUGAAGUCUGUCUGGGAGCUAUAAGAAAGCUCAGGAAAACAUCUGGAAUGAUCACAAUGCAAUACCUCUUUAUGAUAUUCAAUGUAGAAAAAGUCCUGUGCGCAUCAUAGAGCAAAACCGAUAAAACGUGCGUUUUCGUGAGAGUCUAAGCUUUUCCAUGAUGGGGUCAUAAUAGUCUGUAGCUCAAACUGUUCGAACUCUAAAUAUGUUUUCAUGAGAACAACCGAUUUCGGUAUCCUCUUUUGUCUUACAAACUCCGCUCUAAGUCAGCCUUCACCCAUAGCACAGACUAAUUGUGGGCAUCCACGGAUUCAGCGAAAAUAGACGCAUCCAGACUAUUUUUAAGAGGGUUUAGAAGCAUGCAAAAAUCGUCCACGAAAUAUUGGGACUGAGUGUUAAAAUGGAGUAAUACAUUUGGCAUGCAUUAUGCAGUAUGGAAGCAGAUUCAUGCAAUGUUUUAUUUGUAUUUAUUUUGGCAUGAAUCUGCUUCCAUAUCAGAGUGGUAUACUGUAGCAUUUGUACCACUUCCUCCAACAUUUGGCCCUUUGUUCCUGCUACUCACCCCUCUCUGUCUUCAUCUUUGUUGCAGAUGAGUCUCUCCUGUUCCAGCGCUCCCGUCUCACGCUGGAGGACCUGGACAAAGACGAUUUCAAAGUUCAUGACCCCCAUGUGACCUGGCUCAACGGUGAGCCAGGCUUCCAUGACACAGAUUUCAUUUACAAAACAUGCAUGUCAAGCCUUAAAUGAUUUAUAUACUUUUUGACAGGCUGCCCACCUUUUGUAGCAUACUGUACACCCUGUGGCUUCACUGUAACUUGACAUGAUUUACGGAGCAUUCUGUCUGCGUCCCAAAUGGCACCCUAUUCCCUAUAAAGUGUACUACUUUUGACCAGGGCCAAUAUUGCAGUGUGGUAAAUAUUGAUCAUAUAGGCUAUAUCGUAUAUACUGUACCUCACAUGCGACCCAUAAUAAGACUAUGCAAUUAGCCUAUUAAAAUGUUUAUCUGACACCAUAAAGACGAUUUAGCAAUAUGCAAGAGACUACAGUUGAGUUACAGGAAUUGGAAGGUCAAGAAAGGUCUGUGAAUGGAAUUCUAAAUGUAAGUGUAUUUUAUUAACAUUGUAAAAUGAAUGGAUUCACAUACAAGGCAUAAAGCUUAAUUUACAAAGCAUGAACAAGCAUUACAAGGCAUUAUUCUAGACAUGAUCAGAGAGGGAGAGAGAGAGAGAGAGAGAGAAGUCAUAGGCUAAAAGGCCAUGCCCCAAGAGUCCCAGGGGUGGAGAGAGAAAGAAAGAGAGACAGUGUAUCUCACCAGUGCAGGUCAGGAACAAAGAAGAGAAAGAGACAAUUAAUCUAAGGCCCUUUUAUAAGCAUCUGAGUUGUUUGGAGUCAAAAUCUGAGUUGUUGACCAAUAGCGUUACUGUUGAGUUAACCUCCAAUCAGAUAUCAGACCUACAGGACGUGAAGACAACAGAACCUCUGCUACCCAGAGGUGUGACAGAAUGGGAGUUGGAGAGAUAAUGCAGCAUUCCUAAGACAACACAAAGGAAACCCUUGCAUACAGUGUAAAGAGUCACUUCGGGGGCUGCCCAACAGUAUGGCUCGAGUCAAAAGUAGUGCACUAUAUAGGGAAUAGUGUGCCAGUUGGGACACUUCAUGCUACUGUUGACAUGUAGAGCACAGCACAGCUCAUCAAGUCAACACAAAUCAUGUAACAGUCCUCAGGUUUGUUUACAUUUACAUUUUACAUUUUACGUUAUUUAGCAGACGCUCUUAUCCAGAGCGACUUACAGGAGCAAUUAGGGUUAAGUGCCUUGCUCAAGGGCACAUCGACAGAUUUUUCACCUAGUUGGCUCGGGGAUUAGAACCAGCGACCUUUCGGUUACUGGCACAACGCUCUUAACCACUAAGCUACCUGCCGCCCCAGGUAGGGACCAAAGUUGUUGUAGGGACCAAAGUUACAACGUGACAGGAGCUCAGUAUAUGUUUUAUGGAACAUACUCUUGUUAUUAAUACAUGUUGAUGUUGACUGUUCUGCAUCUAAGCUGCACUCUAGGGAAUCAAAGAACUACCUCCAGGGGACUUACUUUACUUCUGCCUCAAGGACCCCCUACUACCUGUUCAAUAAGGGCCCGAUUCCGACCCGAGUUAAGCGCCCGUAGAUGGAACGUAAUUCCCUUUUUAUGCACUUUUCUCUCUAUGUAUAUUCUGACCAUGAACUUAAGCAUGAGAAUUGUAUGCUAUUCACCUGCUAUUCGUUUUGGAUGGAGAUCAAAUAAAUUAAGGUGUGUCUACAGAUACCCGUAUUCUGACCUUGACUUAAUUCCCUAAUAAUUCCACCACCUUUACGCAUGAGGAAACCAUGAUUAAGGUCUAGCGAACCUACUGGUUCCAAAUGGAAAAAGCCUCUACUUAAUUUUUUCAGAAAUAACAUAAUUCUCCAUGCACUGUAAUUUACAACUUGAUAAGAGUGAUUGAUAAGAGCUAGAUAAAUGAGUAAUCCGUUUGGAUAAGGGAAUUGUAAAUAUAAAUGACACUUGUUUUUUUGGCUUUGCCAAUUACUAUCAGAGGUUUAUCCGGGGCUUUGGCAAGGUCGCAGCUCCCAUCACCUCUCUGUUGAAGGGUGGGCCAUCCUGGCUCCGCUGGUCUGCUGAGGCUGACAGGGCUUUCAGUAACCUGAGGGCUCUGUUCACCUCAGCCCCGGCACUGGCCCAUCCCGAUCCAUCAUUGCCAUUUGUAGUGGUGGUGGACGCGUCCGAGGUAGGGGUAGGCGCUGUCCUAUCCCAACGCUCGGGUAGGCCACCCAAGCUCCUCCCCUGUGCCUUCUUCUCUAAGAAGCUCAGCCCAGCGGAGCAGAACUACAACGUUGGUGAUCGGGAGCUGUUGGCUGUUGUCAGAGCCCUGACCGAGUGGAGGCACUGGUUUGAGGGGGCGAAACACCCUUUCCUCGUCUGGACUGACCACCGUAACCUGGAGUACAUCCGGGCAGCGAGGAUCUGAGCCCUCGCCAGGCCAGGUGGGCCUUGUUCUUCACCCGAUUUGAUUUCACACUGUCCUACAUCCCAGGCACAAAGAACGUGAAGGCAGACGCACUGUCACGGCUGUACGACACAGAGGAGAGGCCCAUAGACAACACCCCCAUACUCCCGGCCUCCUGCAUUGUGGCGCCGGUAGUGUGGGCGGUGGAAGCAGAUAUAGAGAGGGCAUUACGCACAGAGCCAACUCCACCUCAGUGCCCAGCUGGGAUGCGGUACGUGCCGUCUAUUGUCUGUGAUCGUCUUAUCUAUUGGGCACACAUAUCCCCCUCCUCUGGUCACCCAGGCAUCGGCCGUACAGUGCUCUGCCUGACCAGGAAGUACUGGUGGCCUACCUUGGCUAAGGACAUGAGGGUGUAUGUCUCCUCCUGCUCAGUGUGCGCCCAGAGUAAGGCACCUAGGCACCUUCCAGUGGGUAAGUUACAUCCCUUACCAGUUCCACAACGGCCAUGGUCCCGCUUAUCAAUUGACUUCCUAACUGAUCUUCCCCUCUCUCAGGGUUACACCACCAUCCUGGUCGUUGUGGACCGAUUUUCUAAAGCCUGCCGCCUCCUUCCUCUGCCCGGUCUCCCCACGGCCCUGCAAACAUACGGAAGCCCUGUUUACUCACGUCUUCCGGCACUACGGGGUGCCAGAGGUGUCUGACCGGAGUCCCCAGUUUACGUCCAGGGUCUGGAAGGCGUUCAUGGAAUGUCUGGGGGUCUCGGUCAGCCUGACCUCUGGGUUUCACCCCGAAUCUAAUGGGAAGGUGGAACGGGUGAAUCAUGAUGUGGGUAGGUUCCUGCAGUCCUACUGCCAGGACCGGCCGGGGGAGUGGUCGGUGUUCUUGCCAUGGGCCGAAUACACCCAGAACUCUCUCUGCCACUCCUCCACUAACUCCAUUUCAAUGUGUUUUAGGUUAUCAGCCGGUCCUGGCACCGUGGCAUCAGGACCGAAGCUCCUUUGGUGGAUGACUGGUUUCGGCGCGCGGAGGAGACGUGGAAUGUUGCCCACGUCCACCUCCAGCGUGCCGUGCGUCGCCAGAAGGCCAACGCUGACCGCCACCGCAGUGAGGCCCCGGUCUUUGUACCGGGUGAUCGGGUCUGGCUCUCGACCCGGAAAUUGCCCCUCCGCCUGCCCUGCCGGAAGCUGAGCCCGUGGUUUGUGGGGCUGUUCAAAGUCCUGAGGAGAGUAAAUGAGGUUACGUAUGGGUUACUACUCCCUCCUGAUUGCCGUAUUAACCCCUCGUUUCACGUGUCUCUCUUCAGGCCGGUGGUGGCUGGUCCGCUCCAGGAGUCUGAGGUGCGGGAGGUUCCUCCGCCCCCUCUGGACAUCGAGGGGGCCCCGGCGUACUCCAUCCAUUCCAUCCUGGAUUCGAAGCGUCGGGUGGGGGGCCUUCAGUAUCUCAUGGAGUGGGAGGGGUGCGGUCCGGAGGAGGGGUACUGUCACUACUUCCUCCGAAGCUGCCUCUCCUUGUUCGGGCAGGCUUCGGCGCUCGUCGUCACCGGCCUUCUAGCCACUGCCGCUCCUCAUCUCAUCAUCUCAUCAUUCCAUUUGUUUUGUCUUGUUUUUACACACACCUGGUUCAUAUCCCCACAUCAGUACCUGUAUACGUAUUUCCCUAUGCCCCCCAUGUCUAUGUGUGUGAUUGUUUUCAUGUAGAGAUGACGAUAGCUCGGUGGAGCUUUAUUGUAUUGUAUCGCGGGGAUAUUCACCCAUGUGUGUUGUUUUCUCCAGUGCGCCGUUAUACCGCACUGUAGUGUUUUACGCAAAUGCUGCGUACCACUGUAUCUGCCGAAUAAACCAUUUAUUCUGUGAUUUACCCUCCUGCGCCUGACUCCGUCCAAUUCACCCGCUACAUUAAUCCCUAAUAUUCUGAACCCGUUCUCUCUAUAUAUUCUACUAAGUCUGUUGACAAACUUCUAACUAAAAGGUACACUGUAUUUAAAGGGAUGGCUUAAGAUGGCUUAAGAUAAAUAUACUGAAAACCCUAUUGAAUGGUAUGUCUCCUGAGUGGCGCAGUGGUCUAAGGCACUGCAUCGCAGUGCUAAUCUGUGCCACUAGAGAUCCUGGUUCGAAUCCAGGCUCUGUCGCAGCCGGCCGCGACCGGGAGACUCAUGGGCGGCGCACAAUUGGCCCAGCGUCGUCCAGGGUAGGGGAGGGAAUGGCCGGCAGGGAUGUAGCUCAGUUGAUAGAGCAUGGCGUUUGCAACGCCAGGGUUGUGGGUUCGAUUCCCACGGGGGGCCAGUAUAAAAAAAAAUAUGUAUUCACUAACUGUAAGUCGCUCUGGAUAAGAGCGUCUGCUAAAUGACUAAAAUGUAAAUGUAAUGAAUGAAAACUUGUUGGAGGGUUUUCAGUGGUUGAAUUACAUUUAUUCAGCAUGCGCUAGGGAACCACUCCUGCAAAGCCCGUUAUACACCUUCAUAAGGUAAGUUUGAAUAUCAUCUACUGAAAAGUGAGUAGGAAAGGCGUGCGUAAGAAAGGUGUAAUUUCCACAAUCGUAAUCGGGCCCAAUCCAAAACAUAACCAUUUGAGGCAUUGAUGAAAGGUUGCUCAGUGAAUGAAGAAAUCUAUUAACAAAAUACACAUAUGUAUGUCACAUACGGUACAUGUACAAUACAUGUACAACAAGUAUUUAAUACACUGCCGAUUUUGCAGGUUUUCCUACUUACAAAGCAUGUAGAGGUCUGUAAUUUUUUAUCAUAGGUACACUUCAACUGUGAGAGACGGAAUCUAAAACAAAAAUCCAGAAAAUCACAUUGUAUGAUUUUUAAGUAAUUAAUUUGCAUUUUAUUGCAUGACAUAAGUAUUUGAUACAUCAGAAAAGCAGAACUUAAUAUUUGGUACAGAAACCUUUGUUUGCAAUUACAAAGAUCAUACGUUUCCUGUAGGUCUUGACCAGGUUUGCACACACUGCAGCAGGGAUUUUGGCCCACUCCUCCAUACAGACCUUCUCCAGAUCCUUCAGGUUUCGGGUCUGUCGCUGGGCAAUACGGACUUUCAGCUCCCUCUUAAGAUUUUCUAUUGAGUUCAGGUCUGGAAACUGGCUAGGCCACUCCAGGACCUUGAGAUGGUUUUUACGGAGCCACUCCUUAGUUGCCCUGGCUGUGUGUUUCGGGUCGUUGUCAUGCUGGAAGACCCAGCCACGACCCAUCUUCAAUGCUCUUACUGAGGGAAGGAGGUUGUUGGCCAAGAUCUCGCGAUACAUGGCCCCAUCCAUCCUCCCCUCAAUACGGUGCAGUCGUCCUGUCCCCUUUGCAGAAAAGUAUCCCCAAAGAAUGAUGUUUCCACCUCCAUGCUUCACGGUUGGGAUGGUGUUCUUGGGGUUGUACUCAUCCUUCUUCUUCCUCCAAACACGGCGAGUGGAGUUUAGACCAAAAAGCUCUAUUUUUGUCUCAUCAGACCACAUGACCUUCUCCCAUUCCUCCUCUGGAUCAUCCAGAUGGUCAUUGGCAAACUUCAGACGGGCCUGGACAUGCGCUGGCUUGAGCAGGUGGACCUUGCGAUUUUAAUCCAUGACGGCGUAGUGUGUUACUAAUGGUUUUCUUUGAGACUGUGGUCCCAGCUCUCUUCAGGUCAUUGACCAAGUCCUGCCGUGUAGUUCUGGGCUGAUCCCUCACCUUCCUCAUGAUCAUUGAUGCCCCACGAGGUGAGAUCUUGCAUGGAGCCCCAGACCGAGGGUGAUUGACUGUCAUCUUGAACUUCUUCCAUUUUCUAAUAAUUGCGCUAACAGUUGUUGCCUUCUCACCAAGCUGCUUGCCUAUUGUCCUGUAGCCCAUCCCAGCCUUGUGCAGGUCUACAAUUUUAUCCCUGAUGUCCUUACACAGCUCUCUGGUCUUGGCCAUUGUGGAGGUUGGAGUCUGUUUGAUUGAGUGUGUGGACAGGUUUCUUUUAUACAGGUAACGAGUUCAAACAGGUGCAGUUAAUAAAGGUAAUGAGUGGAGAACAGGAGGGCUUCUUAAAGAAAAACUAACAGGUCUGUGAGAGCCGGAAUUCUUACUGGUUGGUAGGUGAUCAAAUACUUAUGUCAUGCAAUAAAAUGCAAAUUAAUUACUUAAAAAUCAUACAAUGUGAUUUUCUGGAUUUUUGUUUUAGAUUCCGUUUCUCACAGUUGAAGUGUACCUAUGAUAAAAAUGACAGACCUCUACAUGCUUUGUAAGUAGGAAAACCUGCAAAAUCGGCAGUGUAUCAAAUACUUGUUCUCCCCACUGUAUAUUUGACAUAAAUCCAAUGACCUCUAUAUUACAUUACACUUAACAGUUUAUUAAUUUAGCAGACACUCUCUUUACUUUAGGAGAAUCAGGACGGUUUCCCAGACCUAGAUUAAGCCUAGUUCCGGAUUAAACAUCAUUCUCAAUGGAAAAUCUCAAUCAAAAGUGUUUUUUUGUCCACGACUAGGCUUAAUCUGGGUCUGGGAAACCAGUCCUUCAUGUUUCAACAACAACUCUGUCUUCUGUUUAUUUGCCAGUCUCACCACUGCAUGGCUUCUACUCUAUCUCCCCUCUGUAGAUGAUGAGGUGGCCUUUCGCACCAGGCAAGGGCACAUCCUGAAACACAGCCUGAGUGAGAACCUCACCAUCUCUCUGCUGGAUGGCAGCAUCCUAGUGAGUACAGACACCACAAACAAAACUCUACUCCAGGGUGAUUGAUUGACAGACUGAUGGAUCUUGCAGCUUGGAUGGCUGAUAUGCUUCAUCAUACAUAUCCAUACUCCCAGUCUCCCACAGGUGUCAAAUUGUAUUUGAGAAAUAAUGCCUCCUCCCACUGCAGUUUCUAUUAGCAUUUUUAUCUUCUUUUUUUUCUGUUUUACAAGAAUCUGAAGGACACAAAGUUUCAAGUGUCACCAGACCAGAAGUAUAUUCUGCUGGCUUACAACUUGCAUCUGGUAGGUAAAGUUUAACAGUCAGUGUAUCUGAUAUUAUAUUAUAUCUUAUAUUUCAAGACAAAACUGGGAACUUACUGCUGAUUUGUAUCCAUACCUCCACCCCUGUAUAAAUAGACUGAUUUACUUCUGCUCUAAGCUAUGUCUUUAAUAUUUUAUCAGGAUAUUUUAAUUCAGAUGGGACUAAGCUAAGAUUAUUGAGAGAAAACAAACAAUUCUGAAAACAGUUAUGCUCCCAAAGGCCUUGUUUUAUCCAAUUCAGAAUCUGGCACAGUUUCUCUUUUGGGGUGGGCGUUUAUUAUUCUUAAAGACUUUGAAACGCCUCAAUCCAUCUCUUCUGUUUAUACAAAUAAUAUAAAAUAUGUGGCCUCCGGGUCAUCAUGUAAUUUAACAGUUUUACUUCAGCCAAAAAACGUGUUGUGUAUGCAUGUGUUUGUGUGUAUAUUCUCAUGCUUUUGUGUUUCUACCAGGGACUUUCUUGAGCUAAACCCACACAGAGUGAAGCCAUCUGCUCUUCAAUAUGCCACAUGGGGUCCCAAUGGAAAUCAAUUGGUGAGGCCCUAAGGCAGGAGUGCACAACAUGCGGCCCACAGCCCAAAUACGUCCCGAGAGAUGCUCUUUUUUGGCCCAUUAUGUUCACACACUGUAUGUUCAUUUGUGUAUGUUAUAUUUACAUUGACUUACAUAGGCACUCUGUUAUUUUGGCAGAUCUACAUCUUUCAGAAUAACCUCUACUACCAGCCAGGUGUGUACAGUGGUCCUGUACGUCUCAGCACUACAGGCAGUGGGUCUGUUAUCAACGGGCUGUCAGACUGGACAUAUGAGGGUGAGAGAGACGCUGCCUCUGUAAAGUAAAAUCAUACUUACUUACUUAGUCCUUUUCUUCCCGGGUAGGACAUAAGGCCGCAACAAUCUUCUGCCACUGGAGUCUGUCAUUGGCCACAGCUUGCGCCCUGUCCCAUGAGAGACCCAUCUCAUCCAGCUCAACCGCCACUGUUCGUCGCCGUGUAGUUUUUAGCCUGCCUCGUUUGUGCUUUCCUGUUGGUGUCCACCUGACAGAACAACACCAUAGACUGUAACGAUCUCGGUUCGACAGACGCUGGGAGACGGGAAGCAAGUACAGGGUGAUGAUUUAAUAAAUAAAAGACAUGGAACAAAACACGGACAGCGUCUGGACAGGGGAAACGAAACAACAUCAAUACAGACACCGGGAUCAAACUGGGGAACAGACAGAUAUAGAGGAGGCAAUCAACAAAGUGAAGGAGUCCAGGUGAGUCCAAUGAGCGCUGAUGCGCUUAAUGAUGGUAACAGGUGUGCGUAAUGAUGGGCAGCCUGGCGCCCUCAAGCGCCAGGGAGGGGGAGCGGGAGGGAGCGGGAGCAGGCGUGACAGUUCUCAACUUCUGGUUUUAGUUUUCCUGGACAAGUAAGAACCCUGAGGAGAGGAAAUGCCUAUUCUAAUCAUUAAGUGAUUCGAUUCAAUUAAAUGAAUGUGGCUGCAUGAAGACAAGAUAAAUGGAUUUCAGUCGGACUUGGAGGGAGAGAAAUGGAAUACUAAAAUAAGUAGUGUUAAGUAAUGGGAAUGAGUCGAGAUGAUUUGGGCCCACAGUUGCCCACAGUUUCUCUUCUGACCACGUGGCCUUCGGGUCUGGUCAAGUCACAUUGACAGGAAAACCUCUAGGCCCUAGAUCAAGGAUGGGCAACUGUGCUCGGGGGCCUGAUUAGUGUCACACUUUUGCCCGAGCCCCAGCUAACACACCUGACCCAAUAAUCAACUAAUUAUCAGUUUAGAAUGCAAUUAGUUUAAUCAGCUGUAUUUGCUCGGGAUGGGGAAAAAGUGUGAUACCACUCCGACCCCUGAGGACUGGAGUUGCCCAUCUCUGCCCUAUAUACUGUAUGAUGACCAAUAACUGUGGAAAUUACUCUUUCCGGCCAACAGGAGGCGCCCCUCUUCACUAGAGAUGGCUCUGUGUUAUACAUCACUCUGCUUGCCGCACAAGGGGGUCACGGAGAGUAUCGACACGUAGCUGUCCUCCCUGCUCAGGUCAGAGUUGCGUUUCAGCCUUAUCUACCUUGCUUUAUCUUAUUUGGCCCAAGUCAGUCUAUUUUGAAUGGCUACGGUUUUCUCCUCACUACCCUCUUUCACAAUGACCCCUUCAGCUACCUUUAACUCCCUCGCUCCCUCCCUCUUACACGGUCUCUGUCUCUGUGUCCUUGGCUUGUCUCUCUUUCUCUCUCUCCCUGCAGCCUUUGACUUCCCCCAUGUCUCCACGAUUCCUGACAUCAGGGCACUGGGAUGUGAUGUCACUCUGUGGCCUGGAUGAAGACACAGAGAAAAUGUGGGAGGAGAAAAGAGAUUUGCUUAUCCUCUGUUGGUGUGACUGCAGCUGGCAUUAAUGUAACCACAGCACAUCAGCCUGAUAUGGUUUAUGUCUGUGUGCAGAUACUUCGUCAGCACAGAGGCAUCCAAACACAGCAGACACCUUUACAGGUAAAUAUGCACAAGACCCUAUAAUUAUACCAUAAUCAAUAAGUAGAUCCAUAUGUUUUUCCUGACCAUGUGACCUGACCAGCGAAAACUCUAAGCACUAGCCCAGACUUUAUCCUGGUAAAGUCCCUUGGUCGGGAGUAACUCAGGUCCAUAAGAAAUGUUUACAUCAUUCAGUCUGAAUUUUUUCUAUUCACUGUUCCUCUCUCUCAGUGUGAACCUCGGGGGUUUGUCCCAAAGACACUGUCUUACCUGCACACUCUCAGAGACCUGCCGCUUUUACAAGCCACAGUUCAACCCCAGCCUCACUCGCUUUAUCCUCCACUGCUUGGGUGAAUCUCUCUCUCUCCAUCUAUCUCUUUCUCUCUUUCUUUCCUUUUUUCUGUCCUUCAUCUUGAUGUCUCUUUGUUGUAGGCCCUGGCAUCCCCAGAGUGACUGUCCACAACACCAGAGAACAUUUCAGUGAGCUCUACACAAGUUGUUUUUCAUGUCUACUAGGUUUUAUAAUUGAGCUACAGUAUAUACAGUAUACAUGCUUCCUGUAUGUACGGCUCCACAUUCCAUCUUUACUCAAUUUGUCUAAACAAAUGGGAUGGAAAGGGCUAGGCUAGGGGGGAGUAUUUGUGUUUGUGACCCUUUUCGAGCUGAUUACAUUGUUUGACUAUAGCCUUCAUCCUGUCCUUAACUCACAACUUGAAUUAGCUAUUUGACAAUAUAUUGUCUGAGCAAAGGUUGAUAUUGAGCAAAAUCUAAUAUGUGUAGAUGUCUUACAAUGUCGGCAGCUGUUGUCCUAGAACACUUGAAUGAUUGUUAGUUCAGCCAGAUGUUUUAUGUUCAGUAUUCAGUCACUGGUGAGGAAGUGUCCCAAACAGCACACUAUUCCCUAUAUAGUGCACUACUUUUGACCAAAGGAAGAAAAAGAGAGGAAACCACUCUUUUUCUUAGAGAACUUAUUAUGACUUACCAUGAAUUGAGAGCAACUGUGGUAUCCAUGUUGCAGAUAUGCAUCUAAAGCUGGGUCUACCACAGGGGUAUGAAGAAGGCCUGCAUCCUCUCCUCAUCAUCCUGUAAGAUCUGCAAAAAGAAGCAAGCAAGAAAACGUUAAACACUAAUGCAAACUUUAAGGGUUAAUAUAUAAGACAUAGACUUAAGUUUGCAAGCCAAUAUUUCAUAACAAGAUCGAUAUUUUUGACACAGGUGUCCUACAAAUCGUAAUAAUUAUUAACAUAAAAGAUCCAUAACUUCCUAAAUGUCUUCCUCAGUGUAUUCACUUCUCCUCCACCUAACUUUGUUGACUUCCUGAUCCCAUUUCCUUUCUUCUCAUCUCUGUCUGUGUGUCUCAGGGAUGGAGCCCCUGACACUCAGGCAGUCACAGACCGUUUCUCUCUGGGCUGGCCCCAGGUCCUUUCCAGUAUCCACAGUGUGGCUCUGGCCUGGGUGGACGGCAGGAGUGGGGCGGCACACAGCCUGAGGUCACCUAACCUUGACCCCAGGAAACUCAGCUCCCAGAGAGUCAAAGACCAGCUGAGCGUAGUAGAGUGAGUCAUCAAUGAUGAGUACAGCGUAGAUUUGAGCAGCAUCUAAAUAAUUUCUUAGUUAUACCGUAUUUAAGAAAUGAAUCGUUCCAUGUCAUCCAAAUCUGUUUCAUGGAUAAUUUCCUGCAAUUGUACAAAUGUUGCUAUGGGGCGGAGAUUAAAUGUUACGGUUUUAAAGCUAGUUUUCUGCAAUUCUACACAUUUUGUCAUUGGGGCUGAGAGAAAAAAUUGCAGUUUUAAAGCAAAUUUCCUUGUUUCUACACAUUUUGCCAUGGGACUGAGUGAAAAUGCGCAGUUUAAAAGCUAAUGUCCUGCAAUUCUACACAUUUUGCCAUGGCUUAUGUCGUGUUCUUAUGCUAACUGAGUGACUCAAACAUUAUAACAAAAUCAAUGGGGGCAUGACAUUUUUUUACUUUAGAUUCUCCCUGACUGUCUAGUUUUUAUUUUGGUGAUUGUUAGUUUUCCAAGAUGAUCAAAAAAAAAAAAUAUAUAGCUCCUUUAUAUUUUCUACAUACUUUGUAUCUGGUUUCAGUCAUUUAAGUUUACACUGAAAACAUUUUACCAUCCCGAAAUUAUUAUACUUUUUUAAAGAUCAUAUGAAUAUAGGGGAAACACUGUAUUUCAACAAAAUAAUGUUUCAGGAAUGCUAAUCAUAUCUGUCACUAACUACAGAAACAAUUUCAGAACAAUCUGAGAUGGUGGGAAUACUCUUUCUUGUGCUUUUUGAGGUGGAAAGACCCCAAUGCAUUCUUUGCUACAGGUGGUUGUUGGAGUUGCCGUACAUUGACAACAGAAGAAUUGCGCUGUAUGGAAAGGUAUAGGGUCUAUUUCCAAAUAUAUUGCUGCACUGAUUCUAGCAGACCCAGCCAAAGUGGAAAAGAGCUUAAAACAUCCAUGUUAGAUCAAACAGUAUUCUGUAUGUAGUCACCUCUGGAUGUGAGUACCCCACUCUAUCUUUUCAACAGGCAUUUGGUGGACUUCUGACACUGAAGAUGAUGGCAGCAGCCAAAAUAUUUAAAUGUGCUGCAGUGAUGGCUCCAAUCACAGACUUCAAAAUCUACAGUACGUCCCCCAACAUUUAGGAAUAAUCUGUGUUGCUUUCAUCUUUGUACUGUGUCUGCCAGUUUGUUACCCAAUUAUUCAAUCUUAUACCUAGCCCGGUUCUUACUUGGUUUAUCUUUUAGAUUUUGUUAUCGAUUUAUAAACAAUAAUGACUGUCAUAAUAGAUGCUGCUUUCUCUGAGAGAUACCUGGGUCUUCCAGCCAGUGAGGAGAGCUUCUACAGAGUAAGUCAAGAUCUUGUUCUUCGCAUUGUAUGUAAAGUAUAAGAUGGUGUAACAUUGUCUCUCUCACAUGCACUCAACUUGUCCCUUUAGUCUUCCUUUGAACGAAAAACAGGUUGUGACUAGAUGGAGUACAGCUAAGACCAGAAGUGACUUUUCAUAGCAGAUUAGGAGAGCAUUUAAACUAACCCUAACCCUUUUCCUAACUUUAACCUAAUUCUCCUAACCUGCUACAUUAAUUAUCCUAACCUGCUAUGAAAAAGUCACUUCUGGUUGUAGCUGUAUUCCACCUAGUCAGCAUUCCAAAAACCUGGGUCUUAGUUAACCUCUAUGGGAUCAGGGUCCUUUAUACGGGACAGUUGAGCUAACGUGCGCUAAUGUGAUUAGCAUGACUGUUGUAAGUAACAGCAAACUUUCCAGGACAUAGACAUGUCUUAUAUGGACAGAAAGCUUACAUUUCUGUUAAUCAAACUGCGCUGUCCAAUUUACAGUAGCUAUUACAGUGAAAAGAAUACCAUGCUAUUGUUUGAGGAGAGUGCACAACAACAACAAAACUUGUCACAGCAACUGGUUUGAUACAUUCACCUCUGAAGGUAAAUAAUGUACUUAAAUCCAGUAAUCUUGCUCUGAUUUGUCAUCCUGGGGGUCCCAGAGAUAAAAUGUACCAUAGUUUUGUUUGAUAAAAUCAAUUUUUAUAUUUAAAUGUAGGAACUGGGUUCUACAGUUUGAACCCUUGCUGUCUCUGGCUCCACCCCCACCCCGCCCGGCCAUCUAGAUGUGUGAAAGUUAGUGUAUAAGCUAAUGAUCCAUCAUGUAUGACAUUCCUGGGAGUGUGUAAACUUACAUUUUGUAUUACCAUAUAAUUUUUGUAUGUUCUCUAUAGUUAUGUACUUGAAAAUGUAUCAAUUGACCAAUUCGGCACAUUUGGGCAGAUUUGAUACAAAAUAGUCCAGUAUUGCAAUGCUUCACUGGAUCAAUCUGAAACUUUGCACACACACACUGCUGCCAUCUAGUGGCCAAAAUCUAAAUUGCGCCUAAACUGCAAUAUUAUAUUACAUUGACAUUUUAGUCAUUUAGCAGAUGCUCUUAUCCAGAGCGACUUACAAUUAGUGAGUGCAUAAAUUUUUUCAUACUGGCCCCCCGUGGGAAACGAACCCACAACCCUGGCGUUGCAGGUGCCAUGCUCUACCAACUGAGCUACAGGGGACAAACAUAUUGUGGCCUUUCUCUUGCAUUUCAAAGAUGAUUGAAAAAAAAAAAAUAGAAAACGCAUGUUUUUUGGUUUGUAUUAUCUUUAACCAAAUCUAAUGUGUUAUAUUAUCCUACAUUCAUUUCACAUUUCCACAAACUUCAAAGUGUUUCCUUUCAAAUGGUAUCAAGAAUAUGCAUAUCCUUGCUUCAGGUCCUGAGCAACAGGCAGUUAGAUUUGGGUAUGUCAUUUUAGGCGAAAAUUGAAAGAAAGGGUCCGAUCCUUAAGUAAACAUGUCUUCUCAGGCUGCCUCUUUGCUGGAUGAUGUGGUCAAUCUGAAGGACAAGAACUUCCUCCUUUUACAUGGAACCGCAGAUGGUGAGAACCUUUAUGAUCUAUUCAACUAUUCAACUAAGAUUUAGGUGAAUACUUUCAGAAGUGCUACAAAAAUAAAGAUAUACCCCAUAUGAGAUAUUGAAUGGAUCUACUUGCACAUAUUUGUGAAGUAACACUUCCACCUUGAAACAGUCUGUUUUCUGUUUACUUUUUUCUUGUAGCACAUGUCCACUUCCAGCACACUGCCGAGCUCAUAGACCAUCUGGUGGCAGCAAAGGCCAACUACUCUCUGCAGGUUUACCCUGAUGAGGGCCACAUUUUGAGAUGGAGCCACAGUGAUCAGCACUUCCGGCGCACCCUAAGAAACGAUCUCCUGGACUGUCUGGCUCCUAUGCCCCCUCGAAAGUCUGAUAGACAAGAGCACAACUGA